AUGGUUUCUAUCUUCUGCGCUAUUUCCUUUAUAAAAAGCAUUUUUGUCGCAAGUUCAGAAAAAUAUUGUACCGAGUCUGCGGUCUACCGAACAGCAACUAAUGAAUUUGCUGAAUAUAAGUUUAAAGCAUUUUAUACAGAAGAAUCAUCGCUUAUUGAAGAAUUGACUGAAAAAACUAUCACUAUGAUAAUUGGUUGUUUUGCAUUCGAAGAUAAGUUAAAUGUUAUAGUUUCUCAAAGUGUAUCUUUGCAAAUUAAAAUAUUACAAAACGAACCUAACAUUUACGAUCUGCCAAUUGCACCUGCUUUCAGAAUUUUUUCUGCACCUGUUCAAGACCCUUCUGAACCACAUAGCGACAAUGCAAUCUUUCGUUUAAAAAAGGGAGUCUAUAAUACUGAAGCUACACAUCGUCGAACUGUUUUUUCUGUUGCUAGUGAACUAAUUUUUGUUGAGAAAUCUGUUUUUGUAUUAUGUGAAGCAAUAGAAUAG
Messenger RNA from Dentiscutata erythropus, 489 nucleotides. NCBI's taxonomy places the organism in Eukaryota, Fungi, Glomeromycota, Glomeromycetes, Diversisporales, Gigasporaceae. The record is from the annotation of a GenBank genome assembly.